UGUAGUUUGCGAGAACCUCUCUCUCUUUUGGUACGGUUUUGGUUGUGCCCACUGUCCUGUUUCGGUUUCUGUUUCCUUUCAGAACAGAAUCAAAUCAAUCCUUCACCGCUCAUUCAAUUCAUUUUCUUCGGUUUCCCGUUUUUUUCCUCAAAAAUAAAAACCAUAACUUUGCUUUUAAACUUGAAACCCCACCCUGAGAUUUCGCCUCCAGAAUCUUGAUCCCUUCAUCCAGAGACACCCUUUCUUGUUUUCUUCCCAUUGGGUUUCUUCUUCUUCCUUGUUUGUGAAAAUGGCUUCUAGUAUAGGCAUGAUGGAUAGCGCGUAUUUUGUCGGCAGAAACGAGAUUCUCACUUGGAUCAACAACCGCCUUCAACUUAACCUCUCUCGCAUUGAGGAGGCGGCAUCUGGUGCUGUACAAUGCCAGAUGAUGGACAUGACAUAUCCAGGGGUUGUUCCAAUGCACAAGGUAAAUUUUGAUGCAAAGACAGAGUAUGAUAUGAUCCAGAAUUACAAAGUUUUACAGGAUGUGUUCAACAAGCUGAAAAUUGACAAGCAUAUUGAGGUUAGCAGGCUUGUUAAAGGCCGACCUUUGGACAACUUGGAGUUCCUGCAAUGGCUGAAACGUUAUUGUGAUUCUGUAAAUGGUGGCAUUAUGAAUGAGAACUACAAUCCUGUGGAGCGUAGGGGUAAGGGUGGAAAGGACCGAAAUGUUAAGAGUCUAAAGAGCUCAAAAUCCCUGCAAACAAAUACUAUGAAUCAUUCUAGUUCAGGCGACUCACUCGGGCCCAAGCAAUUGAGGUCAAGUGGAGGAGCAGAUGGGGCUAAUUCUUCAACGGAGAUUCAGGCCUUGUCCAAGCAGGUUACUGAUCUCAAACUCUCGGUGGAUCACUUGGAAAAAGAAAGAGACUUCUACUUUGCUAAACUAAGGGAUAUAGAAAUUCUUUGUCAGGCUACAGAACUGGAGAACGAUCCUAUGUCUGUGGCAAUUAAGAAGAUUUUGUAUGCUGCUGAUGCAAAAGGAUCCGCAUUAGAUGAAGCUCAGGAAUUCCUUAAUGAAGCGAUGAAUGGCGAUGAAGCUGAAGCAGAAACUGAAGCCUGAUUACACCCAGAAAUAGGUCCUUGUAAAACAAGCUUAGUGGCAUCUUUGAUGACCAAGACUGGAAAUCCUUGCUCGUGCCAUGGCCAUAAAGUGCUAUUUAAUGACAUAGCUUUAGUUGCAUGGUCCUUCUGGUUUCUUCCUGUAAGCCUGAAUGGAUAAUCAGAUAUUCUGGUUCAUGU
Messenger RNA from Abrus precatorius (Indian licorice), 1278 nucleotides. Its product is annotated as microtubule-associated protein RP/EB family member 1B-like. The transcript has 8 exons. Gene Ontology annotation, cellular component: spindle midzone; microtubule organizing center; cytoplasmic microtubule. NCBI's taxonomy places the organism in Eukaryota, Viridiplantae, Streptophyta, Magnoliopsida, Fabales, Fabaceae. The record is from RefSeq and is a predicted model, not a curated record. Gene Ontology annotation, biological process: protein localization to microtubule plus-end; regulation of microtubule polymerization or depolymerization; thigmotropism. Gene Ontology annotation, molecular function: microtubule plus-end binding. The coding region runs from base 290 to 1099 and encodes 269 amino acids.